AUGUUCGAAGCGUAUGCGCAAACGGAGAUAGCUACCAGACUAGAGAAAUCAAUUGAUGUAUCAUCAUUGGUUGCUCAUGGUCAUGCCGCUAAAGUUUAUGUUGGAAGUAAAGCCGGUUAUUUGUUGGCAUUAAAUGGAAUUCGUGAAGGUAAGCGUGGAUACGAUUUGUCGAUAUGCCGUUCUUUCGAAAAGAAGGCAGUAAAUGAAUUAUGUUGCAUUGAAAGGCAUGACAUACUACUAUGUUUAACUGAUUCACAGCUUGCCGCGCAUGGUCUUUCCCAUCCAUUUGCCCUAAAAGCACUUAUUUCCGAUGUUAGGCCCAUAUCUGCUUUUUGCGCCGGUGUAUCAGAGGUUGAUGGAAUGUUAUAUGUAGCUGUAAGUGCAAGGAAAAAAAUAUUCCUUUAUAAAUGGCUUGUUGAUGAAUUUAUUAAGAUGAAUUUUGAAAUGUCAUUGGCCUUUUUUCCGGAUUCAGUGAACUAUAUGGUUUGGUGUGGUCCUAUUAUAUCAGUAGCCGUACAAAACGAAUAUUACUAUAUGACUGUCUUUCCGAUUAAGGAAGAUGUAGUGAAUGUGAAAAAAUUAUUUGAUGUUGGUUCGAGAACAGAAAAUCCAGUUAUUGUUGGAUUAUCUGAUUAUAAACAGAUUGCAUAUUGUCGUGAUAAUUUCUUAUUCUUUCAAGAAUAUUAUGGAACCGUUAGUCCGAUAUCAGAAAUGAAAUUUUCGGAUGCACCACUUAAUAUUGUAUAUGAUUCUCCAUAUUUGUUGGCACUCUUAGGAAGUGGGAAAGUUGAGAUACGAUCAGUGAAACCAACAACACACAUACAAACUAUACAACUUAAUAAAGCGAUGUACAUAUCCACCGGUUUGAGGGGGACAGUUUAUGUGGGAAGUAGUAGUGAUGUAUGGCUUUUAGAUUCUCGGCCACAAAUGAAAAGUAAUGUAGAAAAGUUGGUUAACGAAAAGCAAUUCGAACUAGCUGUUCAACUAGCGGAGAAAUGUAAUGAAAUAGGUGAUAAAGGUGUUGUGGAAAUCAAGCGCAGAGCAGCGUUCAAUUUAUUCUGUCAGAGAAGAUUCGAUGAAUGGUUGGAAAUUCAUGCUGAAAUCAAAACUGAUGUGAUAACUGUGAUAGCGCAUUUCCCACGACUAUUGGAUUCCAGUUAUCAAGAAUCAUUGAAGUCUUUACUUGAUGGGCAACCACCAGAUUUUCCUGAAAAUGAAUUUAGAAACGGAUUGCAGUCUUUGGCUCCAUAUCUUGCUUCUAUACGUAUGGAACAUGCCAAAGCAGUUAUUGAGCUUAAGAAACUUUAUCAGACACAUAUGCGAGACGCUGAUAUUAUAGAACGAUUGAAAAGUCAUGAAAAUGUUCUACAAGUAGUGGAUACCACAUUACUUAAGUGUUAUCUUCAGAGUAAUGAAAGCUUGGUAGCUUUGCUAUUACGUCUUCCAGACAAUAUGUGUAUAGUGGCUGAUUCAGAAAAAGUGUUACUGGAAUAUGAAAAAUAUAAUGAACUGUUUAUACUAUAUGAAAGGAAAGGUUUGCAUCGUAAAGCAUUAACUUUGCUGAUGGAGCAAGCUCAUAUAGAGGGAAGUCCACUACGAGGUUAUAAUAUGACCGUCGAAUAUCUGCAGAAAUUGGGAAACAAGCAUUUGCAUCUAAUAAUCGAGUUUGCUGCUUGGGUACUUCAAGAGAACCUCAAUGCUGGUCUUUCGAUUUUCACUUGCGAUAGUGCAGAAAUUCGUUCAUUGGAUCGAGGACAAGUCUUAACAUUUUUAACACAUGAAUGUACUGCUGCAGUGGUUCCAUAUCUAGAGCAUAUCAUCUAUAAUUGGAAUGAAGAUGCGCCUAAAUUUCAUGAAGCAUUGGGCCAGCAUUACAUUUCAAAGGUAAAACAAUUGCAGCGAGAUUAUAUCAGUAUACUUGGAGAAGAUGAGCAUGUUGCACCAGCUGGAGAAGAAGAAGGUGAACUUGGUGAAUAUAGAUGCAAACUUCAGCGUUUUUUGCAAACUUCAACUGCUUAUAGUCCAGAAAAAUUGCUUGUUCAAUUGCGUCAUAACUCGUUAUAUGAAGAAAGAGCAUUGUUAUUGGGACGAUUAAAAAGGCAUCAGCAAGCAUUAGCUAUUUAUACGCAAAUUUUAAAGAAUUAUAAAGCAGCUGAAAAAUACUGCAUGGAUUGUUAUGAACCAAAUGAUCCUGAACGUUCCAAGAUUUUUUUAAUUUUACUUCAAAUGUAUACAAAUCCACCGGAUACAUCUAUUGUUGGAUUAAUGCACAGUGAUCAUUGUCAAGCUAUACCGAAUCCAAAUGAAGCAGUUCGAAUCCUGAAAGAACACAGUGAUGUGUUUGAUCCAAUAGAAGCGUUAACUUCAUUACCUCUCGAUUAUACAUUAAAAAGUGUCUGGCCUGGUCUUGUUACUAUUCUACAAACGGCACAUAACAGGAAACAUACCAGUAUGAUUCAUAAAUCAGUAUGUGAUGCAGCAUUAAAACGUGCACUACGACGGAAAGCUCUAUCACAUUCUACGAAAUUUGUUAUAGACUAUGAAAUUGAUUGUGCUGCAUGUGGAAAAAGAAUUGCUAACAGUGCUUUCGCCCGAUAUCCGAAUGGUCGUUUGGAACAUUUUUAUUGUUAUCAAAGGAAGGAUGAAAAAUGA
Brugia malayi is the source of this 2652-nucleotide messenger RNA. RefSeq lists its product as uncharacterized. Gene Ontology annotation, biological process: intracellular protein transport; autophagy; vesicle-mediated transport. Bases 1 to 2652 code for a protein of 883 amino acids. The transcript is spliced from 21 exons. Lineage: Eukaryota; Metazoa; Nematoda; Chromadorea; Rhabditida; Onchocercidae. Gene Ontology annotation, cellular component: membrane; cytoplasm. The record is from RefSeq and is a predicted model, not a curated record.